Molecule: messenger RNA, 4860 nt
Organism: Odontomachus brunneus
Lineage: Eukaryota; Metazoa; Arthropoda; Insecta; Hymenoptera; Formicidae
Product: DIS3-like exonuclease 2
Exons: 9
Coding region: 198-3218 (1006 amino acids)
Biological process (GO): mRNA catabolic process; miRNA catabolic process
Cellular component (GO): P-body; exosome (RNase complex)
Molecular function (GO): 3'-5'-RNA exonuclease activity; RNA binding
Source: RefSeq, a predicted model, not a curated record
GAUGUAUGUUGCGUACAUGCAUGUAUGUAUGUAUAUACACAUGCAUGUAUGUAUGUAUAUACACAUGUAUGUAUGUAUGUAUUGAAAUGUUGAACGUUUACUAAGCAUUCUUCAGCAAAACGGCGGGAAUACUCUGUUGUAUCCUUGGCACAAUACACUGUAACUUUGCGAGACCAUACCGACCACUCACCGCAAUCAUGUCCAGAGACCUGAAGCAAACCAUGAAGAAAAUUCGACGUGGAUCUCGUGGAAAACACCAAGAUGUUACAUCGUGCAGACAUGGACAGAAAUUGAUAUUGGAUUCGAUAACAGAUGACACAGGUAUCAUCCAAAAUAACGUGCUGAUGGAACUUGGCACGCAACUCGCGAUUAAACUGAAGAUUUCCACGAAUAUGAAGCAAAAGCUAGAUAAGCGAAAGCGCGCAAAGUCUAAUGGAACUGCGGCAUGUGAAACUCAGGAGCAAGUUGCGUCAAAUUCCUCAGGAUACGAAACUGAUGUUGCGCAAGCUAACGAGGUACCAUUGCAUGCAAGUACAUCAUGGGUUUCAUUGAAUCGCGGAUCGACAGCUAACAACGCAACGUACAACAGUACUAAGCGAGACAAAGGUGAAUCUACUAAUGAGGAGAAAAAAGUGAAAGAAAGCAGGAUGAUGUCAACUAUGACAAGUCUCCCAAAAAUUGAUUCGCUUAAUACAUGCAGGUUGAUGGAUAAAGAUAUUACAGUUUGUGAAAACGAUGCAGCGAAUGUGCUAGACAAAAUGCAGAAUGCUCCUUCAAAUUGCAAGUCAAAAUUGAAAGUCAAAAUGCAAUUGGACAAAGUUGCAGUGGCUAAUUGCUUGUGUUCAUCUCAGAUACAAGAAAAACAUUUAGUCAGAAAUCAGGCUGACACUUGUGUCAAAUCAGUGAAGAAAAGUAAGAGGAAUAAGACAGCAAUGAAGGAAUCGAUUGAGAGAAAUACACAAAAAGGAUGCUGUUGCACUAAAGCAGAAACAAUAAGAGAUAGUGCUGCAAAGAAGAGCAAAAGUACACAGGAAACAAGGCAGUCUACAAGAAAUAUAUUUUCAGAUCAUAUACCUGUGUUAGAAAUGGAAGAGAUCUUGAAGAAUCAGUCAUCCGAUAAUGUACAAUAUGUAGAGGGUAUUCUUCGUGUAAACCCUAGAUAUAAUAAUUAUGCUUAUAUAAGUAUGGUGGACGAAGAGCGUGAUUUAUUAAUAAAUGGUGUAAUUGAUAGAAAUCGCGCUUUUGAUGGAGAUUUAGUUGUGGCGCGCAUAAAUUCUGAAGAGAACUGGCAACCACUUGUCAAUGGACAAAUGCAGAAGACUGGUACAGUUGUUUGUAUAUUAGAUCAAAUACAUGCGAGGAAGGUAAUUGGAUAUUUAGCACAACAUGUACAAAAACACAAACCAUAUGCGCUAAUCAAACCGAAAGAUUCAAGAAUACCAUUGAUUAGAAUAUAUUCAAAGUUGUUGCCAAAAUUAUAUCACAGUCAACCAAAUCUUUAUGAUAAUGCGAUAUUUCUUGUCGCCAUUAAUAGUUGGAUGCGGCCGAGUUACGCAUUAGGGCAAGUUCUCCGGAUAGUGGGUGAAACUGGCGACCUAAAUGCAGAAGUAGAGGCGAUAUUGCUGGAAAACAAUUUAGACGUAUCGCCGUAUCGACAAGAGCUAUUACAGGGACUUCCCGAUGAAGAUUAUGUCUUGACGGAUGCCGAUACGAAGGACAGAGAGGAUUGGAGAAACGAAUGCAUUUUCACGAUAGAUCCUGUCACAGCUGUCGACUUGGACGAUGCCAUUUCUUGUAAAAUCUUGAAAAAUGGCAACUACGAGGUUGGAGUACAUGUAUCGGACGUGACACACUAUUUGGAACUCUUCUCACCGUUGGAUAAAGAAAUUUCUAAACGAGCUACUACUGUUUAUUUGCCGCACACAUCUUAUCACAUGUUACCGGAACAGCUGUGCCAAAUUUGUUCCUUGCUGCCUGGCAAAGAUAGAUUAGCUUUCUCUGUAAUUUGGGAACUGACAUCAAAUGCUGAAAUUAUAAAACAUCGUUUCGCAAAGACUAUAAUAAGGUCAUGUUGUCAAAUAUCCUAUGAAUCUGCUCAAAUUAUGAUUGAUAGUCCCAGAGAAGCUUUAUCCGAGAAGGUUCUGGACAUAAAGGGAAGUUACACGGCGCUGUCAUUAUCCAACAUGAUGAACAAUCUAUUUAAAUUAUCGGUUACUUUGCGAAGUAAACGAUUUGAUAACGGUGCACUCAGCUUGGAACAACCAAAGUUAUAUAUAUGUAUGGAGCCCACAAUCAUUCAGGAACAAGGAACUCCAAUACCUGUUAACUAUCAAUUAGAAGAGACUAGAGACAGCAACAGGCUCGUAGAAGAAUUCAUGCUGCUGGCAAAUAUGACGGUUGCCGCACAAUUGUACAGCAAAAUUCCUGAAACAGCUUUAUUACGAGUCCAUAGAGAUCCGAUCAAGCAUAGUCUUGCAACAGCUUGCGAGACAUUGCAAAGAUACGGAGUCCAUUUGGAUAUCGAGACAGCUGGAGUCUUGCAUGCCAGUAUCCAACGCUAUAAAAAAAGCUUAUUAGAAUGUAAUUCUAGCACAAUUAAUGAUACCAUGCAACGUAUUAUGAUGGUUAUCACGAAUAUGUGUUCAAAAACAAUGACACGUGCGGAAUACAAAUGCGCAUCUACCGUUUCUUCGAUCAACGACUUGAAGCAUUACGCAUUAAAUGUGCCACUUUACACGCACUUCACCUCACCCAUUCGAAGGUACCCCGAUUGCAUAGUUCAUCGUUUGCUCUAUGCGACGAUCGAGAACAAACAUUUGCCAAGAAAAUGGACGGCUAGAUUUUGUGCUAGGAUAGCGAACAAUUGUAACGUGAAAAAAUACAGUGCAAAGCUAGCGCAAGAACAAAGUACCGAGCUAUUCUUCGUGUAUAUGGUAGGCCUUGCGGGUGGUUUUGACGCUUUGGCUAUCGUAGCAGAGGUAAAAGAACACGGUAUGGAUAUUAUUCUCUGUGAUACCGGCAUCAAAUUGAGGAUCAAUUUUAAAGAUAUAAAACACGCCACUGUAGAGUAUUCUACAGAUUCAUCAGUACCAACUGUAACCGUCCAAUGGAAGACACCUCCCGUUACACAGAAAAUCAAUAUGUUUUCUUUGAUACGUGUACGAGUGGAGAAAAUUAGCGAAAAAUUUCGCUUAAAAGCAAACCUCCUUCAACAAUAGCGAGGCGGUGCGGUAAUUGUAAAUGUAUUUUUGUUUUUGUACUUUUUACAAGGUAAAUGACUAUAUGUUUGCGUCGGCGUUUGUGUAAAGUGUGUAUUCAUGAGUAAUGAGUAACGUUCGUAAGUACGCAUUCGUAAAUGUGUAUCGGCGUGUCAAUUUUGCAGAAAAUACAUUAUUUAUAAUAUAGUUCUAAUAUAUAGUUAAUGUGUUUAUAAAUGUAUUAGCAUAUGUAGAAUAUAUAAUAAUACAUUUGCAAAUGCAUAGUUAAAAUCGCCAUUCGUUACUCGUGGAUACAUUUUGCACUAAUUUGUAAUAUAAGUUUAUAUAAUAUGACGAAUCUUAUUGCAAGAUGAAGGAUUCUUUUUUUUUUGUUUCUAUAACAUAUAUAUACUCGGAAUUGCACAUUUAUAUGUUGUAUUGGAAAAUAUCAAUUCUACAAAUUUGGAGGAUCACAGAUUAUAAUUAUUGAGAAUAUACAGAAAGGGGGGAUAACUAUUCUCUCGCAAUUAUAUUACCACACUAAAGAAUUAUAAGUUACAUCGUUGAAGUAACGUUUCAUUUCUUAAACGUAUUACACAUGUGUAUACGUAUAGCGCUUUUAUAUAGAGGAUACUUUCUUUAUCAUUACUGUAUAUUAAAAAACUGAAUGAAGCACAUAAGAGUCUCAUUUGAGAGACUAAAUUUGUAUAUAUAACCUACUUUUAUCAAUUGUAAAUUUAAAUUAUUUUUAAUUUAAAUGAUAUACAUUGCGUAUAUCGUUUUUACGAUGUGAUCUUCCGAUUCGAUAAGAGAUCAAAAAUAUCUUUUUAUACUAUUUUAUACGAUUGAUAUGUUAAUUUCUUAAGCAUGAAAUCCAAAUACACAUUCGUUUUUUUACGCGCGCAGAUAAUAAAGCAUCUGAAGCAGUACUUACUGAAUCGCUGUUAAAUAUGAUAUAUACUUUAGCGAGAGACAUGCGAAUUUUUGUUAUUGUAAACACACGUAAAAAUGGCUGGCAAGUGGAGUCUCUGUCUGUCUGCUGCUGUGUGUGUGUGUGUGUGUGUGCGUGCGUGCGUGUGUGCGUGCGCGCAAUUGAUUCACGCUUGGCUCUGAUCGAUAUCAUCGCAUCGUUUCACAAAUUAAUAUCAAGACACGUAGAUGCGUUUAUAUUGCAGACAAUAUAGCAUCUUUUAUUGUAAAAUAUUGAUUUAUUGUAAAUACGAUGUAUAUGUGUACCAUAAUCGGAUGCAUUUAUGCUGUCUGGCGCACCCACACUCAUUUUCCUAUUAAUAUCGACACUUGUAAUAUACUUGUCAUUUGUCUACUCGCUUGUGUGUAAUCGACGGCAUAACUCUACGUAAGAGUUUCAUUGCUUUAUUAUAACGAGAAAGAUUAAUAAAUUGCACGUAAAAUCUUGCAAAUGCCGACGCAUCGAUGAAAUUAAUGCACCCGAUUAUAUAUACUGUGUGUCAUAAGAUAUCGAUGUGUGUGAGAGAGAAACUUGUGCAUAAAUAUUACAUAAAUCUGUCUUAAUGUGGUCAGCCUAAGAACUUUAUAAUAAUAUACACGAAAUUUCACUUUAAUUUGUACAACAAAACACUUGAUAUGUUCAAAAUAAUUGCCUGCCAAAUAUACAGAUUUCUAUAAAUUCUACCAAAAUGAA